Chroicocephalus ridibundus (black-headed gull) is the source of this 4058-nucleotide messenger RNA. It is a transcript of the gene MANSC4, whose product is annotated as MANSC domain containing 4. Gene Ontology annotation, cellular component: plasma membrane. The record is from RefSeq and is a predicted model, not a curated record. Bases 1453 to 2499 code for a protein of 348 amino acids. Gene Ontology annotation, biological process: epithelium development; epidermis development; extracellular matrix organization. Gene Ontology annotation, molecular function: serine-type endopeptidase inhibitor activity. NCBI's taxonomy places the organism in Eukaryota, Metazoa, Chordata, Aves, Charadriiformes, Laridae. The transcript is spliced from 3 exons.
UUGCUCUUUCUUACAAUUUUAUCCUAAUUACAGCCAGUAUUUCCACUGAAUAAAUGAAUGGCUUGGUCUUGCAGUUGGAUCAACAGCAGUUAACCUGCUCUGAGCUCCGUUACCUUCUAAGGAGCUCUGUAAGGAACAAAAUUAUAUGCAUGUCAUCUCACUUCCAAACUGGGAGCCUUGUUUUGCAAAAUAAACAUCAGCUAUAAUGACUAAAGAAUUAAAAUGAGUUUUAGGCUUCCUCCUCUCCCCAUGUCACUGAUCUAUACUUCAUGUAGGACUGGGGAAACUCCUUGAUUCUAAUCUUAAGGAAAAGAAUGCCAUCUAAAAUAUUUUUAUAUAUUCAACACACAAUUUUUAUUGCACACAACUGUAUUUCUACCAAAUUCUCUCAACCUCACUGCAGAGUCCAUUACAUUUAAAUGUACUCAUGUAUUGUAAUAUUUUAAAGCCUUUUCUGUAUUAAAGGCAUACAGAAGUGGGAAUCAGGGAUCACACUGGGUCCUUUUAAGAAGGAAAACACUUGGGAGUUUCAGGUUUCAGACCAGGUGCUUGAAAAAUUGCCUCCCUAUGCACCAACUAUAUUUUCUUUCUUGUACUCUCACAGGCCUUCUCUGAGCUUAACCAUAAGCAGAAGGACCCAUACAGACUGUUCAAUAUCCUUAAACUUACGGAAGAUUAGGAGCAGGGCUUUGAUUACCUAGUCCGGAGAUGAAUGUACAUCACAGCUUUCUCCAGUCAUAUUCAUCUAUUCCUAGAUCUUCGCAAAUAAAAUCAUAUUAUUUUUGCAACCAAAACAGAGUAGGGAAUAGGAACACAUUUCCACCUCUGGCUGUAACAGAAUUAGAUAGUUCAGUUUGCAAGUAAAGAAGGAAACUAUAUUUUCAGACACCAGAUAAUUCAAAAAGUGUUACGAAACUAAACUGAGCUGUUUCUUCUGUGUUGAGUGUAAUAGUGUGCCUGAACAAAGUGGCAGACCUACCUGCUCUCAAGUGACUGUACCGCAUACUUUCAGGGUGGAGGCGAAACAAUAUGCUGAGAUUACCAUUAUUCAUCACAUAUUAAGGCUGUCUGCCUAGUUUGGUCUCAGAAGGACAAGAAACACAAACUUGGGACCACAGAAACAAGUUCUCUGAACGACUAAAAGCAACCCGUGCCUGCUGCCUCUCAAAAGCCGUCUCCAAAUAUUGAGUUAGAGAACAACAAUAGUAACUAUUAUAACCGUAUGUAGGUCAUAAAAUGGCUGCUCCCUUCCAGCAGCUGCCCAAACAGCACCAUGGGAAUUGUUUGGAAAAAACAUCCUCUGGCUCAUGUCCCUGGCAGAAUUGGUAGUAUCCUCACCACUCAAGAAAUUGUCUCUUAAAAUGCUGGUCCAAAGUUUAGUGCAUCCGUGGAGGAGAAAGCGUGCUGACUAAGCACUCAGGAAGUGCUGACUUUCAUCGUUACAUUGACGAGAUGGUUCUGCCGGUGGCAAUAGCAGAAGUGCUGUUGGUCCUGGGUUUGGCUGUGGAGUCAGACUCUCUCUGCUCACCCACUACCUUUUACAAGAACUGCUGGAUCCGACGCUUCCCAGGUCUUCUGGUUGACCUGCAGGAAUCGCAGAAGAGGGGAGCCCAGGUGCUGAAGAUUUAUGCCGAAGUCUCACCUCAACAGUGCAGCAGAACCUGCUGCCUUCUGAGGAAUGUUUCCUGCAAUCUGGCAGUGUUCUACCAUGGACCUAUUAAUGAGAAUAUGAAUUGCCUGCACAUGUCUUGCCCAGCACUGGAAAGUUGCAUACUAAAGGCUAGAAUCAAUGUCAUUCUGUACAACAUCACAACAGGGAUUGAUCCAGACCUUCUUAUUUUUGAAAAACUGACAUCUAAAGAACCAAAUACUCAUUCCUCACCAAAUAAAUAUGAAAGGCAAAGCAGCACAAAGGCCACCGAGUGGCAAAGAUGCCAGCAUCAUAACGCCACAUCAAGUUCUCUUCUGCUCCAAGCUCCACCUUCUACCACUAGCCACAGCUUAACAGCAAACCCUUAUACAUCCAGUACAAACCUGAUGGUCAAAAAACCUGAAACUACCACUUAUUCCAGGGAAGAAACUUUUCCACUGGAUGAUCAGUUUCCUAAGAGGACAAGCACAGCUUCGGUAAGCACUGAAUCAAUCACCAGCUCGGACAAAAAGACUGUGCCUUCAACUUUGCUAUCCAAGUCUGAUGAGGAAGCAUCCCACAUGCCCACUCCUCCUCGCCUGAACAGCAGUAAACAACACUUAAACGAAACCAAAGGCUACAGUGGUAGGAAUUAUACUUCGGAUAAUGAAGCACCUGCUUGGGAAGCUGCAGCUUUGGGUGUCUGGUUGAUUCCUGUUGUUCUUUGCGCUUCCCUCAUCUUCCUUUGCUGUUGUACUGUCGCUUUCACAGCAGGGCGUUGCAGAAAUAGGACAGGUCAGUAUAAGCCCAUAAGGAGAAGAAGAACAAUGUCGAGACAAUUCAUAAAAUACACUUACUGUCAAAAGUAAUUUGUAAAAUACUGUCACCAUUCUUGUUUUGGAACAGCUUUUUAAAAAACGAACUGUAUAUACCAGAUUAUUUCUUUUACAGAAUCAAAGGUAAUUUUUUCACUGAUGGUUUCAGAAUAUUUCGAUUGUAAUUUAAUUCUUGACAGAUGAAGCACAAUUCCCCUGUCUCUUUGGGGAAGAGGUACACACUUACAGCUCCCACUGCAUGCUUAGAGGUGUUAGAACACAUUUUGGUUCAUAAUCUGACCCAGACUAAUGCCUAAAAAACAGUAAACACUUUCCCUAACUUAAGAAAGCAGAUUCACUGCAGGUGUACGUAUUCUUUCCCCUGACUUAGAACUAACCUCAGAAAACUAAGUGUAAGUGCAAUCAGUAAAACUGACUGAAGCUUUAUAGUAUCAUAAAAUCAUUUAACUGUAAUCAUCCUUUGCCUCAGAUCUAGUUGUUCCUGUAAAAACUGGCCAUUUCUCUCCAACUAAGUUCUAGAUUGACCUUUUUUCCCCUUGUAUCCCUAAUAUUGAGAUAAAACAAUUUGGCCAGCACUCUCUACUUCUUCAAAGAAAAAAAACCAAAACCAACCCAAGUUCCCAAAACCACUGAAUUCCAUUAACUCAUACCCAAACAGCUGAUCACAAUCUUUAUGCUUUACCUUCCCCCCACUUCUCACAUCACUCUUCUGACGACAAUCACUUCAAAUGUUUUUCAAGACCCUCCAGUGGCACCUUCAGUAUUCAACUGCUUUUGUAAACUUACUUGCUCUGCAAUGCAUUAACCAUUUGGUUACUGGCUAAGGGAAGCACAAACGUGGCUAACAUUUGUUCAUGCCUUGCAAUUAGCAUCAGUGUUGUCCACCUUGACUUGCUUUUUCUUGCCUACUCAUAUUCAGCCUUUACAUCAUUAGCUUUUUAAAACAGGAAUAGUCAUUUAAUGUAUGUUGCAGAGGAAUAGACAAAAUGUUUUGAAAGCUCUAGGAGUUAGCUUUGUAAUAAAAAAUGCUUUUUUUUUUUUGUUUCCUCAUCCUGUAUACUCUAUUCAUAAAUGUGCUCCUCCUGAACAUAAAUCAAGCGACUAGAUCAACAAGGUAGCAGGUAUUUCCUUGCCUUACCUUACUCAGGAAGUUUGCUUAGCAAAGCAAACAUUUUCAACAGUAACCAGGAUUGUUCUUCUUCUUUUAAACUUGUUGAAGCCUCAGAAUUUCUCACUUUCUUCACUUGCUGUAAGAAGCUUCUAUUUCCCAGACAAGUGUAAAUGUUAUAAAAGGAAACAAUAAAAAAUAAAACUGAUUGUCACAUGUCUAUGUGGCAGAAAAUUAUUUUAAAACUAGUAAGAUCCAUGCAAUGUUCAAAGACUACAGUGAUGAGGUUGUAAGGCCACAUGAAUACAUAAUUACAGUUGAGCAGGUUGGUUUCAGAGAAAAAGACCUCUAAAAUUAUAUUUUAACCCACAUUAAUCAGGACUGUAGUUUAGAAAACUGAAAUUUAAAAAAACCCGCUUAUUUAUACUAUUUGAUUGACCUUGUAUGGUAAUUUAUAUGUAAUAGAAGGAAGACUGACAGCGUA